Messenger RNA from Saccostrea cuccullata (small rock oyster), 711 nucleotides. RefSeq lists its product as uncharacterized. Lineage: Eukaryota; Metazoa; Mollusca; Bivalvia; Ostreida; Ostreidae. Bases 124 to 711 code for a protein of 195 amino acids. The record is from RefSeq and is a predicted model, not a curated record. The transcript is spliced from 3 exons.
GCCGCUGUACUAUUGAUUAAAGGGCAGGACUCGGGGAAAAGGCCAUUCACGCAGGGGAUGUCAACAUAUGAUAGAACAGUUAAAAUGAGCAAACUGCAACUUUCCUCAAUUAAUUAAAUUCCGAUGAUAAAACCAAAAACAGUAUAUUCAGACGAUAUGUCUCUGUUUACGGAUAGUUCCAUUUACAAGCGAGUGGCCUUCGUUCUGUCCAUACUCGGGCUGGCGGUGGAAUUCCUAAGCUUUGUGUCCCCUUUCUGGAUUUCUAAGACUUACAAGAACGGCACCGCGAUAAAUGUGGGCCUGUGGCUGACCUGUGUAAAUCUAGACUGUACCGGCAUCAGCAACAGCCCAGCUUGGUUGACUGUGGCAGCUGUGUUUGAUCUUCUGUCCCUUUUGUUCGGAGUGACAUGUAUCGUCUGCCUUUCUCUCUUUAUCUUCAAACCCCAGUUUCUUCCAAAAACAAGAAGAUGGCCGCUCGUCGUCAUCAUUAUAUUUUCAUUCGUGGAAGCAUUAUUGCAGCAGAUUGCUUGUGGUGUUUUCCUUAAGGCGGUACACGAUUCCCCCCAGCCCUCGGGUCUGUUACCAGAGAACGCUUUCGCGAGUCUCUCGUGGGCCGCGGCCUUCAGCGUCAUCGGCGUCAUUCUCUACUCAGUCGUCUGCAUCCUGCUGUUUACGGAUCUCGUCAGAAUAUGUUUUGCUGCUACGAAAUAA